AUGGCAGCACUUACGCCCGCUGUUAUAGCGACAUGGCCAACUCCGAAUUAUGAUGAUCCAGCCCAUACUUUGAAACCAGCUAUCUGGGGUAUUGAGCUGUCGCUGGGCAUAUUGAUGACAAUAUUCAUAGCAGGACGGUUUUACUCGCGGACUGUCUUGGUAAAAGGUGCUCUUGGUGCAGACGAUUGGUUCAUACUAUUUGCCUAUAUACUUGCGAUAUCACAAGUAGGGUGUCAUGUAUGGGAAGUGAACGUUGGAAUUGGACGACACCUCUACGACGUCAAAUUCGAGUGGAUCUCCAGUAUUGGUAAAAUCACCCUUGUGACUCAAGUGCUAUUUGCUCCGACAACUUGUGCAACGAAGAUAUCAAUCUGUUUGACAUAUCUUCGAAUAUUUCCGUCCAAGACGAACAAGUGGUUCAACUACGGGGCUAUCGUACUUUCAGCAUGCUGGGCCAUUGCUUGUCCUUUGGUGAUGAUUUUUGAGUGCUGGCCGAUAUCCGAUCAAUGGAACGUGUUCAAAGUGCACAAAAACUGCAUUAACAUCCAGGCCUUUUUUAUAGCAGCGGCUUCAAUCAACGCAGCAACUGACUGUCUUGUAUAUCUGUGGCCUAUCCAUUAUCUGAUAAACGUCAACAUGCCUCUCCGCCAGCGGGUCGGUUUGAUCAUUUGCUUCAGCGUUGGUGUUGUUGUCUGCGUAGCCAGUCUCGUCAGGGUGUUCUAUAUGACAGAGUUCUUCAAGUCCUGGGAUCAAACAUGGUAUGGCGGCAUCGUCUUUAUGUGUUUGGCAUUUGAGACAUACUUGGGUAUCAUUUGCGGCUGUUUACCUGGUGUGAGGCCUAUUGUUUCUAAAUUGUUCCCGAGAAUCUUCAAAAGCACUAUUCACCGUAGCGGUGGAAACAGUGGCAACCAAAGCUGGGGUAAACAUCUUAAGCCGAAUCAGUUUUCUUCAACGGCAAGCUCGAAUGGCUACCGAGACAUCGAAUCCAUUCAAAUAACAAAGGAUGUUGAGCUCUCUGUGACAACGAAAGCUGCAGAAGGCAAAGUCCAGCGCAGCGGCAGUGACAGCCAGCGGCCGUUGAAGACAGCGGGCAACGAAGAGUGGACGCAUCAUGAUUGGAGUUAG
This is a messenger RNA of Verruconis gallopava, 1125 nucleotides long. RefSeq lists its product as uncharacterized. The record is from RefSeq and is a predicted model, not a curated record. The coding region runs from base 1 to 1125 and encodes 374 amino acids. NCBI's taxonomy places the organism in Eukaryota, Fungi, Ascomycota, Dothideomycetes, Venturiales, Sympoventuriaceae. The transcript is spliced from 6 exons.